Molecule: messenger RNA, 900 nt
Organism: Ambispora gerdemannii
Lineage: Eukaryota; Fungi; Glomeromycota; Glomeromycetes; Archaeosporales; Ambisporaceae
Source: the annotation of a GenBank genome assembly
AUGAAUAGAUACGCUUCUCAUGCUGGUUCUUGGUAUACUGGAAACGCCUCGGUUUUGAAUGAGCAACUUUCUGAAUGGCUGGGAAAUGUUCCUCCAACGACUGAAAAUGGCGUUCCAAUCCCAGUAAAGGGCGCUCGUGCCGUAAUUGCUCCAAAACGCGUCUUUAUCCUGGGCCCUUCGCAUCAUAUUUACCUGUCAAGUUGUGCUCUUUCUCGGUGUACAGAAUACGAAACUCCAUUUGGAAACCUUAUUCUAGACGCUGAAGCUAUCAAAGAACUGCGAGAUACCGGCCAUUUUACAGACUUAACAAAGAAAGAUGAUGAAGCAGAGCAUAGUAUUGAAAUGCACCUACCUUAUAUCUACAAAAUUUUUGAGAGCAAGAUCAAUUCUAUAAAGAUAGUACCAGUGUUAGUGGGUGGAUUGUCAACGUCGCAAGAAGAAUUCUACGGACGAUUGUUGAGUCGAUACUUGGCUGACCCAAAUAAUCUUUUCGUUAUUUCAUCUGAUUUCUGUCACUGGGGCCAACGAUUCCGAUACACGUAUUACUCGAGCGAUCCAAAUCUGGCUGUUAAAUUAACACAUAAAUCCAAAGACAAACUUAUAAUUCCAAUAUAUCAAUCCAUUGAGAAUCUCGACCGUCAAGGGAUGUCAAUUAUAGAAAGUAUCGAUCACCAAGAAUUUGCUUCUUAUCUGUCAAAGACACGAAAUACAAUUUGUGGUCGGCAUCCAAUUGGCGUGUUAAUUUCCGCUGUUCAGGAAAUGCAAAAGAAUACAAAUAACACAUCAACAAUGAUAAGAAAUCCCGAAAUCCGCUUUGUCCACUAUGCACAAUCUAAUCAGGUGACUGAUGUACUUGAUAGUAGUGUAAGCUACGCUUCGGCUUACGUUUAUUUGCCAUAA